Cotesia glomerata is the source of this 885-nucleotide messenger RNA. RefSeq lists its product as uncharacterized. Lineage: Eukaryota; Metazoa; Arthropoda; Insecta; Hymenoptera; Braconidae. The transcript has a single exon. The record is from RefSeq and is a predicted model, not a curated record. The coding region runs from base 1 to 885 and encodes 294 amino acids.
AUGGUACGAGUACCAGUCAACGAAUUGCCCGUAAAUGCUUACUUCUUGCCUCAACAUGGGGUAUUGAAGCUUGAUAGUGCCACUACGAAGCUCUGCACAGUGUUCAAUGGUUCCUGUGCAACAUCUAUAGGAAUUUCAUUGAACGACAUUCUCCACGCAGGACCCAAAACGCAAAUUGAGAUUUUUGAUGUGAUGUUGAGAAUCCGUUGCAGCAGGAUUCUAUUCGCUACUGACAUCACCAAGAUGUUCAGACAGAUUGAGGUCGACUCGCUUGAUUGGCCGCUUCAGUGCAUUCUCUGGAUAGAUGAGAAUGACUUAAUAGACGCUUACUGUCUCAAGACAGUCACAUACGGAACCGCUAGUGCACUUUUUGACGCAGUACGUGUGCUUAUCCAACUAGUAAAGGAUGAAGGACACCGCUUUCCGCUAGCUGUUGCUCCAAUGUUGAAAACACGCUACGUAGAUGACAUCUACGGUGGAGCAGACAACGAAGAAGACGCUAUCAAGGCUGCAGUACAAACAAAAGCUCUGUGUGCAGCAGGCUGCUUCCCGCUUGCCAAAUGGGCUAGCAAUAGCCCACGGUUACUCGCUGAAGUCGCUCCAGAAAAGCAGCUGGAUACACCGCUUAAUGAAAUCAGUGAUGCAGCAGUAAAAGUCCUGGGCAUGUACUGGAAUUCACGCACUGACACUCUCCAGUUCAAGUACACGCUACCGCCAGAGACGCCCAAGACAAAAAGAGCUAUUUUGUCUGAAAUCGCUAAGCUGUAUGACCCGCUAGGACUUCUCACACCAAUAGUCGUCAAAGCCAAGAUCUUUAUGCAAGAUCUGUGGCUAGAUAGAGUGUCAUGGGAUGAACAAUCGUCACCAUCACUCAUUCACAAAUAG